Colossoma macropomum (tambaqui) is the source of this 5235-nucleotide messenger RNA. It is a transcript of the gene dyrk2, whose product is annotated as dual-specificity tyrosine-(Y)-phosphorylation regulated kinase 2. Gene Ontology annotation, molecular function: protein serine/threonine kinase activity; protein serine/threonine/tyrosine kinase activity; ATP binding. The transcript has 3 exons. Gene Ontology annotation, biological process: peptidyl-threonine phosphorylation; peptidyl-serine phosphorylation. NCBI's taxonomy places the organism in Eukaryota, Metazoa, Chordata, Actinopteri, Characiformes, Serrasalmidae. The coding region runs from base 360 to 2117 and encodes 585 amino acids. Gene Ontology annotation, cellular component: nucleus. The record is from RefSeq and is a predicted model, not a curated record.
AAAGAGGUGGAGGCGAACAGGGACGCUAGAUAAGCCAGGCAACACCCAUAGUGCCUUACAAAGCUUUCCUCUAGAGUCCGGGAGAGAGUUGGUGUUAACAUGCAGCUAGGAAGUUUGAGGCUUUGUGCGUGUGCAGUGUGGAGCUGUGCCUCUAACAGGGCGCGUCUUCCGUCGGGCGGCUCCGAGCGAUGGUAAGCCAACUCGGGCUUGUGUUUGAGGAAGCAGCCCUCGCCGAGAAUGCGAGUCUGGAUGUAGCUGAUUGGAGUAGCAGAGUUGGUGGUGAUCGCCCAGCGGAGGAGGGGGAGGAGGGGAUAUUCUGAAGUGGGCUUUUUUUCCCUGUGUGUGACUCUCCAGCGGCCAUGUUAACCAAGAAACCCUGCGCUGCUGUCUACCCAACUGGCAAAGGGGGUGAAAUUUGCCAGCCGCAGUCUUCCCCCGGCAUCAGCGUCGGGGCUCUCCGGGCAGGGACUGAGCCGGCAUCGCCCGUCACAUUACCGCCUCUCAGGAACACCAACUCGCUCACGGUUGGAGGCAAUAAGCACGCAAUGAACGACCAUCUGCAUGUCGGGAACCACCAGCAGAUACAUGUUCAACAGCUGUUUGAGGAAAACAGCAAUAAGCGGACAGUGUUGACUACACAGCCGAAUGGGUUGACGCCAGUCAGCCGAGCAGGUUUGGCCCUGCCGGAACGACAACAAGAAAGCAGCCAGUGUCGGCAGGGCAGUUCCACCUCCAUCAAAUCAACGGACAGCAAGCCCAAGCCAGCCCCAUUGACUCCUGAGCAGGCCAUGAAGCAGUACCUGUCCAAGCUUACAACAUUUGAGCAUCAGGAGGUCUUCAGCUACCCUGAAAUCUACUUUGUAGGCCCAAAUGCAAAGAAACGGCCAGGUGUAGUCGGGGGUUCCAACAACGGAGGUUAUGAUGAUGAUCAGGGCUCCUAUAUCCAUGUACCCCAUGACCAUAUAGCCUACAGGUAUGAGGUAUUAAAGGUCAUUGGUAAGGGCAGUUUUGGACAGGUGGUGAAGGCCUAUGACCACAAGGCCCACCAGCAUGUGGCCUUAAAAAUGGUACGUAACGAGAAGCGGUUUCACCGCCAAGCAGCUGAGGAGAUUCGGAUCUUGGAGCACUUGCGCAAGCAGGACAAAGACUCUACCAUGAAUGUCAUCCACAUGCUGGAGAACUUUACAUUCCGCAAUCACAUCUGCAUGACAUUCGAGCUACUCAGCAUGAACCUCUAUGAGCUCAUCAAGAAGAACAAGUUUCAGGGCUUCAGCUUGCCGCUGGUGCGCAAGUUUGCGCACUCCAUCCUGCAGUGUCUGGACUUCCUGCACAAAAACAGGAUCAUUCAUUGCGACCUCAAACCUGAGAAUAUCCUCCUGAAACAGCAGGGACGCAGCGGAAUUAAAGUGAUCGACUUUGGUUCCAGCUGCUACGAGCACCAGCGAGUCUACACCUACAUCCAGUCACGCUUCUAUAGGGCCCCAGAGGUCAUUCUGGGUUCUCGGUAUGGGAUGCCAAUUGAUAUGUGGAGCCUGGGUUGUAUCUUAGCGGAAUUACUCACAGGGUACCCUCUCUUGCCUGGGGAAGACGAAGGGGACCAACUAGCAUGUGUCAUAGAGCUACUGGGCAUGCCCUCCCAGAAGCUGUUGGAUUCCUCUAAGAGAGCCAAAAAUUUUAUCAGCUCAAAGGGAUAUCCACGUUACUGCACAGUUACGUCUUUGCCUGAUGGCACAGUGGCGUUAAACGGUGGACGGUCACGCAGGGGCAAGCUUCGAGGUCCGCCAGGAAGCAAGGAUUGGGUAACAGCGCUCAAGGGCUGCGAUGACCCCCUCUUUCUGGACUUCCUCAAGCAGUGUCUGGAGUGGGACCCAGCUCUGCGCAUGACCCCUAGUCAGGCCCUCCGCCACCCAUGGCUAAGAAGACGCUUGCCAAAACCUCCCACUGGGGAGAAAACGACCGUAAAGCGGAUCACUGAGGGCACAGGUGCUAUAACAUCUAUCUCCAAAUUACCUCCCACAUCAGGCUCAGCCUCAAAAUUAAGGACUAACCUGGCACAAAUUACCGAUGCCAAUGGGAAUAUACAGCAGAGGACAGUGUUGCCAAAAUUAGUCAGCUGAAUGCGAAAAGAUUUUAGGUUUUAAUUUCUUUAAAUGGUGAUAUAAUUGUGGAAAGCUGAGAAUUCAUGAGUGUAAGGGUUUUUAGGAAAACAGAGUCUUUAAUGCAUAUUCACCAUUUAUUUUCAGCUUUGUAGCACCUUUUUUUUGUUUAAAACACUUUUAUAGAAAUACUAAAAUGGCCAAGAAAGAGGGAACAAUACUUUUAAGUUUUUAUCUCAGGACUGUGUGGAAUGCUGCACCCAUAGGGCAUUCAUACAAUCUGGUCUAUUACUAAUGAAGUCCUAAUCAGUUUCCUUACCUAUGUCUUGUAGAUCUUGUAGCACAAAAGGCGAACAGACUUUCAAAAAUGAAGUUAAUUUGGGUUUGAUGCGUACACUAGCUUUUAGUUCCUACCUCUAUAAUCUAUCAGAUCAAUAGUGCAUUAAUGGAAGAGGAUUUAAAAUGUUUUACUAAAAGCUAUGCUAUCUGCAGUUGUGUAGCAUUUAAAGCUAUUUUUUUCAGUUGUCGGUAUCAUGAAUAAAAGGGUAGGAUGAGAUGUCGCUUGAAGACCUUGAGAGGAGAAUUGAAAUUCAUAACGGAAAAGUGAAUGUUUGAGACUGUUAUGAGGCAGAAGGGAGAAAAACAAUGUUUACAUGAUAGACUUGGUAUGUGCCUAAAAAUCUCUUGACAUUCCUUAUAAAAUUGAAAUGAGGAAAAGAGAGACUUCAGGAUGGUCUACCUUUCCAAAAUUGACUGAUGGCAAGAAAGAAGGAGUUUAUGUGGUUUGACUGAGGAAAGUGCUGUUGGCAGUAACUGACUGGCUCAUCUGUAUAUAACUAUAAGCUAUACUCUGGAAGAGCUGCUGUGAUCACGUUGUUGUACUGUCUAGGAAAAAAUCUUUGGUGCUUUACCUUUUUUAUUUAAAAGGUAUUUUUUACUAUUUUAAUGCCUAUGCUCAUGGAACAAAAUGAUGUCGUGAAACUAAUCCUAGUAAGUGAAAAGUAGUUACAGCAAUAGGGUUGAAGAUCUUUUGAAUCACUUACUCUCCCUUCUAAAGACUGCGGGUUUGCAGUGAGUUAGAAAGGUAUGUGCUAAUCACUUAUUGACAGGCGGUUUACUUGAAUCUGAGCCAGUAUUAACACUAUCAUGGAAAGACUAUGGCACAGAGGGGCACUUCAAGCGAGGGUUGGAGUCGUCUCAUCCGAUUGUCAUGUGUAAUCAGAGCUCACCCUCUGCAAUUCAUAUCACUUUUUCUGUAUUUAACUUCCUAACGUGGACUCACUAGUAUGCGGCCAGAGUUUAAAUUCUUAAAAGCUUGUUCCCUUCUUGAAACUACAUCACGCUUUUACCCAAACCUAGAAAAAAAAGAUUUAGAAAUGGAUAUUUCACUAGACGCCAUUUUUUGUAGCAUUUUUUGAAAUAGUAUGGUAAAAAGAAAAUUAACUGACGUGGGUCUGAAAGCUUUGUAAAAGUUUAACUUAUUUAUUUCUUGUUAUUGUUUCUCAAAGAAGAGCUAAUAUAAACAGAAACAGUGGCCUGAAUGUGUGCUGUUGGCUUGAUAUCAGUGGAGUGACUUAUGAUGUAAUGCACAAGAAUUCUGUCUGCUACUACUUCAAGACUCUGCUCAAAGGAAGAAAAAAAAAGCAUUCGUGCUUUGCUCUCGACCAGUUGCGGAUGUGGGAGGUGGGGAAAGAAAGGGGUUGGACAAUGGGCUUCUAAGUGGAAAAGCAACGCUGUGGCACUCACAUGGGUCUUGAGCCCCCCUGCUACUGGUUGGCAUGGUACAUGGCUUGCUGCACCCUGCCCAGACCCCUUUGGACACCCACCGUACAUUUGCAAAUGCACAGUAACCUGCCAACGUCUGCAGGCCGUUCACAUUGUACUUUAUACGUUUUUUGCUGUUUUUUGUGGAUUAACAGUGGUGGGGAGUAAUUGUGCCCUUAGGUUUUAAUACAAUGUGCCUUUGGUUAUCAAUGCCAUUCAUUUUUUUUCAUCCCAACAAUGAUCCCCCCCCAACCCAUUCACUUCCUCAUAGCUAUAAAGAAAUCUAAGGAAUUAUAAAGAUCCUCUUUAUAUUGGUGAUCCUCUUGCACUUGUCCGAGCAUUGCCCAAAGAUCCUCUUGGAAUCCAUGCAGUGGAUUUUAUGAGGAAUGUGGCCGCACAAUUGAGAGGUUUUAUAUGCAGUUUAGACACGCAGAAUUUCUAUCCCAUGAUUUGAGAGAAGAACCAAGACCCUUUGCCAACAGGGAUCUCUCACCUAGUGAAAGCUACGCUCUUAAUGAGAGAGAAAUGGGUCUUUUCUACUGCAUCCAUCUUGUCUUAACAUCAAUUUCAAAGGGUUACAUUUUAUUACUCUAGAAAGAACACAUUUUACUAUUUUACCUCAGACUGUUGUGAUAUUCUUGUAAUUUAUUAACCCAGGGCAUUUGGUAUAUACCAAAGUGCAUUCUACGUUGUGGCUGGGGAAAAAAAGCCAGAGUUUCUCCAUUUAGUCGAGGAAGAGGCUCUUAAGCCACUUUUGCCACUCAAGGGCCAUAUCUGGAGAAUGCUUAUCUUCAGUCAAGAAGGAAAGGUAGGAGAUGGAGCCUUGAGGCCCACCACCUUUUAAAAUGUCUGAAUGAUGUAGCAUACCUCCAAACGUCUGUUAUUUGACAUGGUUGGAUGUAUCUUUAGCGCAGUGAACACUGCCGCCCCAAAAAUCCACAGCGAGUCAAUAGUCAGCCUAGUGUGCAAUACUGUGGUAGCGUCUUUGGGGCCGAUCGAACCAACUGGCUGAGUGUUAUGUUUUGAAAGGAUGUACCUUUUUUUGCUACUUUUUGUUGAAAACGUUAUCCAAGGAUCUUGAAUCUAGCUACCCACUGUCAAUUGAAGUCAGUCCUUUUUUUAACAAAGAAUCUUUAAAUAAGGAAGCAAAGUUGACACUAUGACAUUUAUAUUCAACCAUAGAAACAUACUGUACAUAUGUGAAAUUUACUAAGAAUUCAAUGUGGACGUGUACAUAUGUAUAAUGUUUUCCUUUUUGUGAAAUGCUGCUGAUAACACUACGUCACCUCUGUAGUGGAUUUUAAUCUUGGCGGCCAGUUUUAUGAUACUGUAUGUAUUGUACAGCUGAUGGAAGUAAACUUUUUUUUUCUAGUGA